AUGACAUGCGACACUGACGACUACAACGACCCUUACAAAAUCGAUAUAUACGUAAAGGAUGGAUACCAAACGGGCAAAUUCAAAGGGUUUUUCGAAAAAAGGCUCAAUGCACUCUUAGACGACGAGUAUUUUCUACUCCUCUACGUUCCUGAAGAUGGAGGGCGAAUGCAAGUUGUACGUCCUGCCAGUGAUUCGUACCAUCGAAAAUGCAUGAUCAAAAGAAUCAAUGAAACAAAACGAGGCGUUCCAUCAUUUUAUUACGCGUUGUCGCAUCUUUGGGGGCUUAAAAAAGACAACCGGUUCCUGUGGAAGGGUAUCAGAAAACAUGUGGAUGACGAAGAGGGGCGACCCAUGAAACCUAUUUCCAUGCGACCUGAGAAACGACAUACAUUGUUGUCAAUGCUCCGAGACCACCCUGACAGUUACUGGUGGAUUGACGUUUUAUGUGCACGUACCGAUACGCCAUUGGACAUCAUGGGAGAUAUUUAUGCGUGCUGCCUUCAAUGUAUCGCCAUGAUUGACUGCGAGCCUGCUCUGAUAUCAAACAUUCAUACAAAGUUGGAAGCGGUAGAGGAAAUCAAGAAAUUACUGAAGCGCAAAAGAAGACCAUACCUAACAAACAAGGAGUUGCAUCAAACCAAAGCUUCCCAACUCAUUGAUCUCUUGGAUACAUUCUUCCAAAGUGAAUGGUGGCAACGUGUAUGGACCUGGCAGGAGAUGGCUCUACCUUAUAGAAAUGUGAGCUUUAUGGCUGAAGCAGAGACUCGCCGGCUCCAUACAACCAACACAAUUACUACGGACGACUUAGAGGAAUUUGGAAGCAUAUUAAUAAGUCACAUUCUCUAUAUUAUGCGACAUAAGCUAGCACCCGAAUAUGUCGGGUUUGAGACAUCCGACGAAGUCUGUAACAGACUCAAUGACGUAUACGCUGCUAGAGCAUGCAACGCUUUUCGUAUCAUUAUGACCAGGAGUGAGACAUUGUAUUUUGUAAUUGGAUCAUUGGUAUCCUCCAAUCGACGAUGUUAUGAUCCAUGUGAUUAUGUUUAUGGAGUGCUGGGAGCGAUGCAGAUCAAAAUCCCAAGGAUGACCGAUCCCAAUGAUGUUUGGCGCCAUUUCUUGUCCAAGCUGGAUGAUUUAGCUCCACUUGACUCGCGAAGAUGGAUGGACUAUGCAGACGAAAUCGAUUUGGGAGAAGUUGAAAAUAUUGGUGUAGUAUACAACGAGUUGAUCCAAAUUGGUGAAGUAGGCAAAAAUGUAUUCCGAAUCAUGGAUGCAUACUUGAAUGAGAUUUCGUAG
Molecule: messenger RNA, 1296 nt
Organism: Lichtheimia ornata
Lineage: Eukaryota; Fungi; Mucoromycota; Mucoromycetes; Mucorales; Lichtheimiaceae
Exons: 3
Coding region: 1-1296 (431 amino acids)
Source: RefSeq, a predicted model, not a curated record